This is a messenger RNA of Periophthalmus magnuspinnatus, 3663 nucleotides long. RefSeq names its product kinesin family member 18A (gene kif18a). Gene Ontology annotation, molecular function: microtubule motor activity; ATP binding; microtubule binding. NCBI's taxonomy places the organism in Eukaryota, Metazoa, Chordata, Actinopteri, Gobiiformes, Gobiidae. The transcript has 18 exons. The coding region runs from base 178 to 2880 and encodes 900 amino acids. Gene Ontology annotation, biological process: microtubule-based movement. The record is from RefSeq and is a predicted model, not a curated record.
GUCCACUCAGGAAGUGCGCUGUUUUUGAAAAUAUUGGCGCUUGUUGUGUCAGUGAAGCUCGUCGAUGCUUGGUAUUUUAUUGUAAAUUAAAUUAAAAGUAACGCCGAAAUGAUAUUUCGCUGGAUUUAAAUCAAACCAAACGUUCUUUAGUACGAGGUUUCUAUCCAACCAGUCACAAUGGCCGGUGAUGUUUGCAGCCAUGUGAAGGUGGUUGUGCGUGUGAGGCCAGAAAAUGAGAACGAGAAGCGGGAAAACUUUCGCAACGUUGUCCAAGUUGUGGAUAAUCACAUGCUCAUAUUCGAUCCCAAGCAACCAGAUGUAUCUUGUUUUGGGUCUCAAAGAGUGCGGAACAGAGAUGUUAACAAGAGGCCCAACAAAGAUCUCAAGUUUGUUUUUGACCAUGUCUUUGGGGAAAACUCUACUCAAGUGGACAUUUUUGAGAACACAACAAAAGCAAUUAUAGAUGGAGUAAUGAAUGGAUUUAACUGCACAGUGUUUGCCUAUGGGGCCACUGGAGCUGGGAAGACGCAUACAAUGUUAGGAUCACAGAAUAACCCUGGGGUUAUGUAUCGCACAAUGAAAGAGUUGUUCAAACGGAUGGACGAGGCCAAGGAAGAGAAAGAGUUUGCUGUUGCGUUCUCAUAUCUUGAGGUUUAUAAUGAGCAGAUCAGAGACUUGCUGUCGAACGCUGGACCUCUUGCAGUGCGAGAAGAUGGACAGAAAGGAGUCGUAGUACAAAACCUCACUUUGCAUCAGCCUAAAUCUGCAGAGCACAUUCUUGAGGCGCUGGAUUCUGGCAACCGAAACAGGACACAGCACCCAACAGACAUGAAUGCCACCUCCUCCCGCUCCCACGCUGUGUUUCAGAUAUAUUUGAGACAACAGGACAAAACUGCCAGUCUCAAUCCUAACGCUUGCAUCGCCAAAAUGAGCCUAAUUGACUUGGCCGGUUCAGAGAGAGCCAGCCACACCAAUGCCAAAGGGGCACGUUUACGGGAAGGCGCAAACAUAAAUCGCUCACUUCUCGCUCUUGGAAAUGUUAUCAAUGCACUCGCUGACCCCAAGAGCAAGAAAGCUCACAUCCCAUAUCGAGACAGUAAGCUCACGAGGAUCCUCAAAGACUCUUUGGGCGGUAACUGUCGGACUGUUAUGAUCGCUAAUAUCAGCCCUUCCUCCAAGUCCUAUGACGACACCCACAAUACACUCAAGUACGCCAACAGAGCCAAGGAGAUCAAGUCUACGCUCAAGAGUAAUGUUGUAAGUCUGGACAGUCACAUCGGCCAAUAUGCAGUGAUCUGCGAGAAACAACGGCUAGAGAUUCAGCAAUUGAAGCUUAAACUGAAAGAGUACGAGGAAAGAAAUGUGUCUUCUGGAGUAGUUGGGUUGAACACCUUACCGAAGCAAGCAGAGUUUAAAAGGGUGUCUGAGGCUCUGCAGAGGAUCUUCUCGAGUCGGGCUCAGAUCAGGCAGGAGCAGCUGGAGCUGGAGAGGCAACUGAAGGAGAACGAGCUCCGGCAGCGCUACUGUGAAGAGGACCAACUGCAGGUCCAGUACUUCUGUGCCAAAGAGAAGACAGAGAAGGCCACUUGUAAGUUUGAGCGCAAGAUUGCCAGCUUACGCACCCAGCAGCAGCACAUUUGCAAGCGCUUGAAAGAGGCAAAAACUCGUUUCUUGGACAAUGACGGUUGCCUGCACCGCGUCGAAAAUGAAAUGAAGUUGUUAAAGACGAAUAAUCAGAUCUCUGAGGUGCUGGAGAAGGAGCUGCACUGCCAUAGGCUGGAGUUGCAGGUGAACGAUCUGAAACAACACAUCAAGCAGAUGGUGGAGCUCACAGCACUGCAGGACCAGGAGAACAAGAGGAUGCAGAAAAUGGUGAACAUUCUCCUGCCCGCCUAUAGCCGCCACCACUCGUCCUUAUGUGAGGCUGGGUUAAGCACAAACACAGACCAAGAGGAGACGGCUGAGUUGGAGCACCUGGUUCUCCGAGAGAGGGGUGUGGUUUGGGCGGACCUGGAGGGGGCGGAGCGAACGCUGAAGCUUGAAGGGAAUGGGACCACAUCAAAAGAGACGAAUGAAGCUGUGGGUCUCUGCAGUGAACUGGCCCCUUUUCUGUCUUUCUCACACCUGCACUACCACCAGAGCAGUCCCUGCAGUUCGGGUCCCCGUUCAAAGCGAUCCUCACUGUCUCAUGGCGCUUCUUCACCAAAAGGACAUGCACAUCAGACAGACAUCAAGCAGGACGCCCCUCCCAAAGCGCCCACCAGGAGAAACCUGUCUGCGUCUAUGGCCCCACAGAGUCCCGGGACCUCCGCCCUGCUCCCUGCGAGUGAGGAUGGGGUCAUUCCCCUGCAGUGCACUCCAGAACACAUGCAAAAAGCCAUCCAGGCCUCCAGCUUAGACCCCAACGCCACUUUUGAGGUCGUCGAACAAGAAGAUCGAGUCAAUGCGACCAUCAUCCUGGGUCGUAGCAGUAGUCCUACUCUGGAGUUCAAAUCUGCCUCACUCUUUGGUCAAACCCAACCUCUGCAACCGCCCAAGGCCAACCUAAACAAAAGACCGCCAGCCCUGUCAUUACAAGAAAUCAGACGGACCAGACCGAAGUACAUGGAGAUGACGUCCUCUGCGCAAGGAAAACGCAAAUUUAACCAGGUGAUCAAAGAAGACACACAGGGGAUUUCUGCAGCAAAACGUAUCAAGAAAGAACCUGUGACACGCAAACCACACAGGGUGUAUCGGACAGGCGGUUCAGAGGAGAACAAGCCCCAGAGAGUCGUCAGGAGCAUCUCGGAAGGCAACCUCAACCUCCUGGAGCCUCACAAACCCAGAUCUAUUUUCUAUAAAACCACACAAAAGUUCAAGCAAGUGGCCAAGCGGAUGUGAGCGGACAGUUCAAACAUCACACUUCGCACCCGUCACAUCUCCGUCCUUUUGAAACAUACAACGCAGACAAUAGUGAAGCUCUUAACACGGCAACAGCGACUACGACGAACUAACACGAAGAAGCCGACAAACCACUCCCUUUUACCUUUUAAAUAAAGAUUUUAUAGUUGUAAUUAGAUUAUUCUGACUUUGUUUAGGAACGUCUUUUAAAACCACAAACUCUCUACGACUUUCAGGGGAUGAGUUUGCAACCUGCUUGUUUCCAUGGAGAUGUCAUUGCUUUACCUGGAAUAUUCCACAGUUUGGCGUUUAACGUAUCUACCUCUUGGGAGAAAAGCAGGUCCACAUCCACGCAAAGUUACAGGUCAGAUCUGUGGAGAAGUGACCCCGCUCACAGUAACAAUGCAUCUUUUUCCAGAGUAUUUUAUGACUAAUACAUUCAAGAUAAGUUUAAUACCAAAAUGAAGAAAGUUCCAGGCAGAGGAAUAACAUUUGAAGCAGGUGGGGGACACUCCACCUGAAAAGUUACAUACUGCACCUUUAAUUUAGGUUAACUUGAUUUUAAAUGUAGACUUUUCCUGUACAAAGAGGUCCUGUGGAGGCUGUCGCGCAGGUGCAGGUCUGGGGCUGAUUCUCUGGGCAGCUAAUGACAUUGAUGGACUCAAUAAAAUAUUACAAUGUCAAGAAAAAAACGCUCUGUUUUGAGCUGAUCGUAUUCAUAGUUAUUUUGUUUAUGUGGAGUUUAACACAGGACUACAAUAAAACUGCUUAUAUGAUCCUGAA